Molecule: messenger RNA, 1246 nt
Organism: Stereum hirsutum FP-91666 SS1
Lineage: Eukaryota; Fungi; Basidiomycota; Agaricomycetes; Russulales; Stereaceae
Exons: 3
Coding region: 234-980 (248 amino acids)
Source: RefSeq, a predicted model, not a curated record
CACGACCGCGUCUGUCCCAGUUCCCCGCCUACUCUAUACCACUCUCAGAGCCCCUCUUGUCCUGCUCUGCGAUCCAGUAGUCGUGUAUUAGACAGAAAGAACGUUCUCAGACCGUCACCACUCCAGACGUCAACGUGGUUUUUGACGCCAGUCCUUUGUUUUUGUGUGGCGCUUCGUUGAUCAACGAAGCAAUAAUAUCACCCUCUCCAACUUCAAGCGUGCUUCAGUGUGUCAUGCAGUCAUACGACGCGUCCAACGCCAUCAAACGUGUUCAGCGCGUCCCAUCCAUUCAAGCCACUUUCAAAUCGCUGAACACCCCGCGUCCAACUCCUUCAACAUUCGCGAAAGCAAGGGCCGCGGCUCCAGUUCUUGAUGCGAUUGAUGGGUUGUCACCAAAUAAAGUUGGAGGGGUAGGACAGAGACUCGGUUCUGAAGGAUCUUUGGGCUUAGAGGCGAUGCUGCGCAAUUUACACUUCCACCACCAUGAUACCCCACGUCGAAGCCCCAGACAAAGUUCAUCACCCUCACCACUAACACACUCGUUUACCACCGCCGAUCUCUCCGCGAUGUCCGCACCACAGAGCCAAGAUCGCAUGGAUGUCGAUGAUUCACCCUCCGUUUCCUCUCGCGAUCGCAUCGCCCUCGCGCCUGUGCAGCCUCAACCCAGAUACGCAUCUGAUGUGCAGAUGAUGUCACCCGAGGAGACCGACGCGAAGAUGCUAGAGAUAAUCAGGCACACCACGCCUCCAGUGACCACCGUACCCAAGAGCCGACUACGACGGUCCUACGCGUUCUCUCAGCUAUCUCCCGCACAUCAGCUACACUUGGCGAGUGUCAAGGGUUCGCCACUAGCACCACAUCAUCAAAUCAACAAGCGAAGGCGGGACGAGCUUGAAGAUGAGGAUGAGGAGACGGAACGUCGGAUGCCUGCGAAGAGGCUACGGCGUCGGUCUGCGCACGUCGUGCACGAUCUUUGUUGAGCAUUGUCGGUCGGGUGUUUGGUGUAGGGCGUAGGGUCGAGUUUGUUUUCUUUCUCUCGCGUCGAGUUCUAUUUUUAUUCCCCUGGGUGUGAAUCUGGCGGUGCCAUAUCUUUUCAGACCUUCUUCUUGCUUAGUCUCUAUCGCCGUGUUCACUUUCCGGACUUGUAGAUCAGUGUGUGUAUUACCAGACAAUUUCCCUCUCCUGCUAUCACUCGUCGCACCCAUGCCUUCAGUAAAUCUUUCUCUGUAUAUCUGCCCAUACGUUC